This is a messenger RNA of Moneuplotes crassus, 2393 nucleotides long. Lineage: Eukaryota; Ciliophora; Spirotrichea; Euplotida; Euplotidae. The record is from the annotation of a GenBank genome assembly.
AAUGGAUCAGGUACAAUCCAAACCAGAGGGUGAAAAUACCGAAGAAGAGAUUGAUAUGAUCAGCUUCAGGAAAACCAACGACAGUGUUGAAGAGAACAUGACUGAUCUUGACAACGGAGAAUAUAUUCUCAUCAAAAACAAGCUCUUACAAGGCUCUAAAGAAAGCUCUAUUGAAGACUCAAAGGCAAAGUCCCAUCUUGAAAGCUCUUAUGGACUGAAUCCUUGCAGCUCAAUUGAGAAUUCAAGCAAGAAUGCACUUGAUAGUUCCAAUAAAUUUAAGAGGCCAUCCAAUGGAAAAAUGAGCAAAGAUAAAUUAUUUGAAUACUUAAUUAAAAAGGGUUUGAGAACUCCAACGCAUCCUUCUGAAAAUACAGAUCCUAACAUUGAGACAUUACAUGGUGAAUUCUCUCAAAAUAUCAGGCAUAAUCAGGCGUCAAUAGAAACAUUGGGUAAAUAAAAUUGUCAGUUCCAGAAACAUGCAAGGGACUGGCAAAAGUUUGAGCUAUAAAAGCCUACACAGUACUAAACCUCAUAGUAGGAAUGCUGGUACCACUGAAACCAAGAGUUACUUCCAAAACGCUCCGAGAAUCUCAAGCCAAUAUGACAGUCGAGAGGAGUCAGGCUCCUCCAAAUUUGAUCACAGCAUGUCAUUUCAAAACAUCACAAGUUUGAAAAAUCUUCAAAAGAUGCAAAAACUUGAAGAACAGUUGGAAAAAUACCAGGAAAUUGAGCAGAGAGCAGAGGAACUUGCAAGCUCAAACCAAAAACUAACCUAUCUUCUUAAGAAAACUCAGCAGAAGGUUUAUACUCUUGAGAAGAAGGUCAAGACAAUAGAGAAUAAGAAGAAUAAAGCCAAAGAACUUCUUACUAGCAUGGAAUCUGAAAAAGACCAAAUCUGGGAGAAAUGGGUUAAGUUGAAUGCUAAACACAAAACUGAAAUGUCCAAGAAGGAAAAGGAAUACAACCUUCUCAAGGGGAAGAAUCACGCUCAUCUCAAAGACCUAGCAGAAAGACUUGAAAAGCUUGAUCGUGAGAAUGCCCAAAUCAGGAAAGAAAGAGAUACCCAAAGAAUGGAAAUAGAAGAACUGAAUGAAAAGAUCAGAAAGACCCACAGAUCCUCUUCUAAAGGACGAAGGAGAAGAGACAGUACACAGAAAAGAGAGAGAUCCAGAAGUAAAGUACAAAGAUGCAAGAUCAAGGUCAUCACACUCCUUCAACAAGAAGUUGGAGGGACUGAUUACAAGCACACAUCUGCACUACCUCUUGAUGUCCCUGGCUUCAUUGAGGAGGAAAGAUUAUUUGUAUCCAAUAUGGAAGAGAAGUUCCAACAUUUAUCGAAGGAAGAUGCUCGCCUGUCUGUUUUAGCAACUAAAGCCGUCUCUAGGAUCAAGACUUUGAACAAAAUUUGAAAGCUUCUUAAAAAUGAGCUUGAGAAUUCAAAUACAAUAGCUGGAAAUAUGGAGAAGGAAUACAAGAAAAUCCUCGGAAAGGGUGGUGACUCAAACAUUGCUCAUACAAAAACCCACAGAGAUUAUACUGAAAAGAAAUAUGGAUCGAUCUUGAACUCAACAUCAAUCUCUCAAAGAAAUCAGGAGCUUGAACAAUCCAAUCUCCUGAUGAAUAGGAAGUAUUCUUGUACUCAGGAUGGAAAGCUAUCAAAUACGUUAAUAAAUCAUAACGAUUCUCAUGGAAUGAACUCAGUAAUGCUUUCUCCAGAGAAAGACUACAAUCAACCCCAAGCGUAUACAGAUAGGGACUUCAGUCAGGUCAAUUUCUCUCCAAUCAACGACGAUCCUCACAGAUCGAGAAAUUGCAACAUCAAGGAGUCUCAGAGCGCAGCUACUCUGUCUAUUCAUCAGCUUCAGAAAUCCAGGAUCCCUGAGACUAAAAACUACGAUAAUUAUAGGAAUAAGUAUGAACUCAGCAAGGACACAAUUUAUGACAAUAGAGGAAGGGUAUCCUCUCACAAUAAAGACAAGAGGGAUUACUACAAAGAUGGAAAAACUAAAGCCAAGAACCAUACCUUGCUCAGAAAAUACAGCGAAAACACUCUCGCUAGAGGAGAGAAAUCUAAAAGUUAUCUAAACGUUGUGAAAAUGACCACUCAGUCAAAUAUGGCUAACUUUCCACAAUCUGCGAGGAACUUUAGAGGACAAGCUUCACAUAUGUUUGAUGGGUCUAAGCUCAGGGCUUGUCAUAGCGGGCUAACCUCCCCUCAGACUCAGAAUUAUAUGGCAGAAGUAGAGUCUGAUUAUUCCAAAGGCAAUAGCCAGUCUUAUUCAAAUAUCUUUAAACAGAGGAGGAACACUAAUACAGCUGCUGAUCAAUCGAGCUCAUCAAAAAGAUCGUCAAAAUUGAAUUGAGCUUUGCCUCAAAGUUAUUUUUAUAAUUAA